AUGGCUAAACUGAAAGUCCGCAUCCCAUAUAGCCUGAAGGCAGAAUCGAGAGCUAAUCGUAUUCCAGGUCUGAAUGCCACUGUGUCCACGGAACUAGAAUUUGGAGAAUGCACAGUUACAUGUGGUAUUGGCAUUCGAGAAGUUCUGUUAACCAGUGGAUGCCCUGGAACCGAAGCAAAAUGCAUUGUCCGCGUGGAGGAAUUUUUUUGCGUGGAGAAAUGCCGGGGGCCAGUAGACUGUGGAUGGGGAAUACCAAUUUCUGGGGGGCUUGCCUGCGUGAAGAUGCCUUGUAUUUAUAUACCUCCUGAAAAUCGAUUUAAGUACGUUUGGAAGAUGUUAAUUCCAAACAAGACAGCACACGUUCUUCCCAACGAUUCCGCUGUUAUGGAAGUUUGCAGAGAUACCCAUUCGGUUACUUUCCAGUGUGAAACUCAAGAAAAUGGAAAUAGAAUUGCCUCUAUAAAAUACACAGUCUACGCAACAACUGAAAUGCAAACAAAAAAAUCAAGGAGAAUAGAAGGAGGGCAAUCAAGGAGAAUAACAGCAGAUGCCGUUCUGGUCUUUUCCCUGGUAACUGGAAUCAUUGUGGCUGUUGGUGCGAUCUCUGCCAUGAUUAUUCUGUGGAGUGUUGUAAAAUCUGUUUGGGAAUUAAAAUCUGGACAACACAACCAAGACAAGAAACUAGCCAACAGAAGUUCACUGAGUAAUGUGGAAUAA
Opisthocomus hoazin is the source of this 717-nucleotide messenger RNA. NCBI's taxonomy places the organism in Eukaryota, Metazoa, Chordata, Aves, Opisthocomiformes, Opisthocomidae. The record is from RefSeq and is a predicted model, not a curated record.